Molecule: messenger RNA, 6562 nt
Organism: Poecilia latipinna (sailfin molly)
Lineage: Eukaryota; Metazoa; Chordata; Actinopteri; Cyprinodontiformes; Poeciliidae
Gene: tdrd15
Product: tudor domain containing 15
Exons: 5
Coding region: 309-6170 (1953 amino acids)
Source: RefSeq, a predicted model, not a curated record
UUUUUAAAGGGGAAAAAUAGAAACAUGGGUCAGUGUUUGAGUAUUUCUAUCUAAAUGGAUAUGCUUUAUUAGUAAUUUACUAAUUUGUUCAUUGUAACAGCCUGAACGAGGUGACGAUUUAUUUGUCUGUUUAUUCGCUGAAACGCGGGAUUCGUUAAUGCGCAUAAGAAAUUAGCAUCUCUGUAGCUUCACCGAGGCUAGCAAUGGUUCCCAGCCGCUGCGGGUAACUUGGACUUACCCGGGGGCAGCGAGCAGGAAACGGGCGCCAAGGUUGAUUUGGUGAUUUGAAAGGACCAGAUUUUGCUACAAUGCAGUCCAAGCUCGGACCAGAACAUGAGAAGUCACAAGACUCAGGUGUACUGACACAACAUGCCCUUUGGUCAGUGGAUCUCAGUUUGACGCACUUGGACUGGAGCCCUGAAGCCACCCUGAUACACUUCCAGGGACAAUACCCUUCCAUAUGUGAACUGGACUACAACAUAUUGCAGCAAGAACUUCAGAAUGUACCAAAGACUAAAGCCGCAGUGGACGUUGCCGAUUUCUGCCUAGUUGAAGAUGUGACUUCAGCUCGCUGGUUCAGAGGAAGAGUUCAAAACCGAAAGGAGGACUUGGUUGAUGUUUUCCUCAUAGAUUGUGGAAACGUGCUGAGUGUCGACAUUGCUCGCAUAUCUUCCUGUUCGGACGACUUGUUCAUCCUGCCUCCAAAAAUAGUCAGUGGAUUUCUGGCAAAUGUACUGAUUCUCCAGAAUUGUUCUCACUCUGUUGUUGAACGAUAUUUGUCAAGCCUGACAGGUAAAAAUGUCACAGGUUUUAUCCAAGCACUUCUUCCUCACAAAGUCCUUCUGUUUGAAGCGCCUGACAUCAACUCUGACCUUGUUCGACAUGGCUUUGGGAGACAUGUGGACCGAGAUACGUUCCUCCUCCUGGUUAGCAUGCUUACAGAGGUGCCACUCAAACAAAACAUGGAGCCAGUUCCUGACCUGCUCAUUGAAAAAUCAAGAGGCCAAGAAUUUUGCUACAAAUCAUCUAGCUUGCAGGGAUAUCAGGACAUGUUGUCAUUCUGUGGGCCUAAAUUUAGUUUUGGGAAAUACUCUAAAGUGCGAGUAACUGCUGCUGUCCAUCCUGGGCUGUUUUACUGUCAGAUGGCUGACACAGCAGCAGAGCUGUUGCAAGUUUCAAAAAAGCUGGCUGAAAUUUGUGAGGACAAAACCAAAGGAUGCAGUCAGAGGACUCCAGAGAACCUUGGUGUUCUGUGUGCAGUUAAAGGAAAAGAUCAGAGAUGGCACCGAGGCUUUGUGCAGCUCCUGCCAGCCAACUCUCAAGUAAGAGUUUUCUUCAUUGACUACGGUUUCUUUGAGACAGCAAAAGUUGAGAACGUCCACAGCUUACCUCCUGAAUUUUACUCAAUGCAAAUAAUGGCGUUUCCAUGCACACUUCCCCCUCUGGCUGACCAGGACUUGGUGUUCAGAACUCAGCAGAUGAGUCUCCUCAAGGCAGGACUGCUCGGAGCAGUUCUCGAUGUGGAGAUUACUGGUUUUGAUAAAGAUAAUCAUUUGUACACCAUCACAGUGCUGAGUGCCAAAGACAAACACCUGGAAGAACCAGAGCCGAUCCUAAAUCUUUCCUCCGAGCCACUUUCAGAUUUUGAGGAACCGUCCCCUCAGGAUCGAUAUGAGAAUUACGAGAAAAUCCUGGGUGAAGCUUUAUACAAAACCCUUGAAGCAGAGGAAAUUCAGGUUGGCUCCUUUUUCAUGGGCUAUGUUGAGUAUGUUCAGGAUCCAAACCACUUCUGGAUCAGAACCCAGAAACGCAACCAGGAGCUUGAGGAAAUGAUGGCCAAAAUAGGAGAGCAUUUCAGUCAGGUGAAGAUGGAUGAAGAUGUACUGCUGAAUCUGGAGGUAGGGGCAAUGUGCUGUGCUCUGUACAAUGAAGACUUUCAUUUCUACAGGGGUGUGGUGACAGACAUUCUCGAGCACGGAGCCGAAAUCCUUUUUAUCGACUAUGGGAAUGUUGAAAAAGUGCCACACAAGUUGAUAAAGAACAUACCCAAAACAUUUGCUGGCAUAUCCCCCUUUGCUGUCUGUUGCACACUUGUGAACACUUUUCCUUUAGAUGACGUCUGGCCUAGCGCAACAUGUCAGUUCUUCAGAAAAGCUGUGUCCGGCAAAGCUUUGCUUGUCCACCUAAUCCAGAUGAAAAAAAACACAUUUGUCGUCGACUUGUUUGAGAUGGGAAGCGACAAAAGCAUUACUGAGGCCUUGAUCUCUUCCAAACUGGCUGAGUACAUUCCAUGUGUACCUGUGGAGAAAAAACAAGAUGUUUUGGAUAAAGCAAGACAGCUACAAAGCUCUGAAACAAACAUGAGAAAAGAGCAGCGGCAGGAUUGUAAAGGAGAAGUGAGCCUGUGCAGAAAUGAAACUAAGAAGAUUGAAGUUCAUUCUUGUUACAAAGCUUUAAAAUUCAAGCCAGGGUUCGAGGUCUUUGUACGCUGCUCCCACAUUAACUCUCCAUCUGACUUCUGGUGCCAGGCUCUAGAUGGAAGUCAAGCUUUGGAGAAGCUCAUGGACGACAUCCAGCUCCAUUACUCAGCUCACACAGUUCCCCUCCAUCCAGAAGAGUUGUGUUGCAUUGUAAAGUCACCUGAAGAUGGACGCUGGUACAGGGGUUUAGUCAUUGGACACAGGAAGAGCCGAGACAUCGUGAUGCUGGUUGACUACGGUUCCAUUAUCCUGGUCACACCUUCUCAUCUUCAGGGAAUUAUGCCAGAAUAUCUUCUCUUGGAAGGACAAGCUUUCAGAUGCAGCCUUUAUAACCUCAUUGAACCAGCAGAUCCAAAAUACUGUGGCGAUUGGAGUCCCCAUGCAUGCAACUUGCUGAAAAGUUUUGCCCUCAACAGUGAAGGUGUUCUGAAAUGUAAAAUUUCAUCCCUGUUGAAUGUGAAAAACAAAGGCAUUUGCAACGUCGUUUCUCUCCAUAACACCCAAACACAGCAAAGCGUUGCAAAUGCACUUAUCAAGGAGGGACUUGCAAGAGUAGCAACUUCAUUAACGAGGAAAAACUCUGAUGUGUUCCCCGAGUCUUACAUCUACUCUUCGUUUGACCUAAGUCCUGGAGAUGAAGAACAGGUCUAUGUUACGCAUGUCAACAGCCAGUGUGAAGUCUACUGCCACCUCGAGAGGAACACAGAAAUCAUUGAAGAACUGGAGAUUAAAAUCUUAGAGGCAACUGAAAACAUUCAAGCCAGGACAGGAGCUGUUGUGAGAAAGAUGUGCCUCGCAAAAUACUUGGAUGGCAAAUGGUACAGGGGUAUAACCCUAAGUGUUCAGUCAUCCCUGCAUGUUGGUGUUUUCUUUGUUGACUACGGAAACACAAACAUAUCCGAGAGAAAGUCUGUCAUGUUCAUUUCCAGGAGGUGUGAAGAAUUGUUGUAUACGCCAAUGCAGGCUGUAAGAUUCAACCUCCAUUCAGUGCCCACAGAGGAACUCUAUGCAGAUGCCCUGGAGUGGCUCAUCAAUGCAGUCCUCAAUAGACUGGUGAGAGUUGUUGUGCUAGGAAAGAGGGAUGAUGGAUCAUUUGAUGUUGAGCUGUUUGAUGGAGAGAUCAACAUCAAUGAGAAGUUGAAGGAGCUCAUUUUGAGUCUUUCCCAGAAACCAGAGACUGCAGUCAGAUUUUCUGUAAGCUGCAGAAAAACAAAAAAUCAAAACCAGUACAAAAACCGUGAUAUAGGCACAUUCAAAACUCUACUAAAAGUGCACAGUUCAUCUCCAUCUAAAGUUAUCGUCGCAAAACUGAAAAACACCCAAAAUUAUGCUCUUGGUAGUGCCCCAAACAGGAAGGCAAUAGCCAAACAAGAACUUGUGCAAAAUCAAAAGAGGACUGGUCCUGUAAAACCUCAAAUCAAGUCCACAAGUGAAAACCAACAUACAAAGCAAACACAGCACAGAACAGAAAAAGGAACGCACCAACUGGUGCGGCUGGCAUACAAGAACAUAGAUCCUGGAUGUAGGAUAAAAUGUUUUGUGUCCCACAUUGACUCCAUCAAUAGGUUUUACCUCCAGGUGUCAGAUGACGAAUCUGCCAUCCUGAAAAUGGGCGAAGAUCUCAACUCAAGUGACUUCAAAGAUUCCUUGAAGCUGGCCUCACCUUUGACUGUCAGUGAUGCUGUUUUGUCAGAGUUUGAGGAGGAUGGAGCUCUGUAUCGUUCAGUCGUGAAGAACCAGGAAGACGAUUCCUCCUACAAGGUGGAGUUUGUGGACUACGGAAACUCAGCAUUUGUCAGAAAGGAAAAGAUCUACUUUUUACCGGAACAGUUCCUAUCCCAGCCAAGGUUUAGCAUACCAUGUUCACUGAUUAACACAUGCACCUAUAGAGAUGAAGCUUCUUUCAUCGAAGCUGUGACAGAGAAGCCACUCUUGGUUGAGUUUGUUUGUCAGAUUGGGGAUCACUGGCAAGUCAAGGUUGAGCUUCUUGAUGUUCUUGAUGAAGAAGCUGAAAGCGAUGCAACACUUAAUAGCACCUCUGUAGCAAAAAGCAAAGAAGCGAGUCAAUCACUUUUAUCUGAUUUCACUCCAAGUCCCUGUAAAAAGAAUCUCAGAGAAGAAAGUCAGCAAAGUGAAAAGUACAGAGAAGCAGCAUCCACCAUAAAAAAUGAGAGUUUGAAGCCAAAACCAUCAGCCAAGCAGAAAGUCCGAAAUACCAGGGGGAGUGGACAAAGAUACUAUAGAAGAAAGCACUACAAGAAGUCAAAAACAUCUUCCAUCCCAGUCUCCAGGGACUGUCCAGAUGUGUUCAUCCAUCAGACUGUUCAGGCCAUAGAGACAGAAACUGGAACCAUUCUUUCAGUCCAGAGUGACAGCAGCUUUUAUGUCAGACUGACUAAAGAAAACAACUUGCUAACAUCGAUGGAAAGACAUAUGAUGGACAACAUAAAGAAGUUCAGAACUGUGCCUGAGAAGGAUGUCAAAAAAGACCUGAAAUGCUUAGUCCAGGCUGAGGACGGCAAGUGGCGGAGAGCUGUUGUUCAGCAGAUACAUGAGAGAAGGUUUGAGGUCUUCCUGGUGGAUCAUGGAAUAACUGUAGAAAUUCCAAGAGGGCCUGUCCCACAGCAAUGUACCAACCUGGAAGAGGUCCCAAACCUUGCUUUGUUGUGCAAGAUAAACAGUGUUGGACUCGAUGAGGGGAUUGCAGCUCAUCAGUGCUGGUAUGAAAUGCUCAAACCGUUAGUAGGCACUGAGGUCAAGCUGAUAUUUGUCCAAAUUUCUGAGGCUGAUGAAAUUUGGCUGGUUGAAAUUGCCCUGAGUGAACUCUUGCUUAAGUGUCAAAUCAAGGCUUCAUUGCACAAAAAUGGAGACAAGACUGCAUUAGCAGCUGAAACUCAAAAUGAGGCUUCACCAGAUGGAUUCACCGCAGACACCAGCACUCCUCAGCUGCUCUUCUUUGCUCCCAUUGAGACAGACAAAGCUUACUCUGGCUUUGCAUCAGCAUUUACCACUCCCUAUGAGUUUUGUGUUGUCCUCGAAGAUUUACUCCUCAUCAUGGAUAAAGUGUCUAUAAUGUUGGACAACCUGCCUGGCAAUAUGCCUUCUCUUCCAGAGGCCCACCUGGUUCCAGGUGCCUGCUGCCUGUUGAUGUCUGAAUCCAAGAACAAGUGGUCCAGGGCUCAAAUCAUUCACGUUGACACCACAGUGGUCCUGAAACUCGUCGAUUAUGGGCAUCACGAGGUCAUACCAUACCAUGACCUCUCCAAGCUGAAGCAGCUUCCAAUAGAGCUUGCAAACCUCCCAAAAAUGACUUAUUCCUGCAUUCUGAGAGGGGUGAAACCGGCCGGUGUGGACGGACAGUGGAGUGAUGAGGCGGCAGCCUUCUUCCAGGAUUGUUUGUACGAGAAAGAUCUGCAGAUUUUCUUCAGAGAGUUUGGCCCCAACUCCAUCUGGAGAGUGGACAUUGUUGCUGAUGGAGUCCAUAUCGCCAAGAAGCUGGUGGAUGCUGGACAUGCAAACUAUAUAGAUGUAUUGCUUGGACGCAGGUUUCAGGAGUUGAGUUCCUGUAAAGAACCUCAGGUUUGUGAUACCGAUGAAGAAGACUACAAUGACGUUGAGGCUACUGAUGAGUGCAAAGUGAACACCUCAGUCAGCUCAGAGUCCAGAUCAAGUCAAUGUUUCCUGAUGUGAAGAAAGCUUCAAGUGUUUGCUGCAGUGUUUUUUUUUUGUUUUUAAAUCAGCCACACAACAGAAGUUUAUGUUUAAAUGUAUAUGUAUUAACAUUUAGCUGUAUUGAUUUGUGGCUGAUUAUGUUUGUUGUGUUAUAAUUUCCUCACUCAACCCUUUUCAUUCCUUAAACUUAGUAGAAGUUUGUUGCUCUGGAGAAUUACAUUUGUUAGAGGCUCCUCAAAUGUGAUGAUUAGUUUUUUUGAGAUUUUUAGGUUAGCCUUGUUUUGUAUGUGUAUUUUCAAGACUUUCGAAGUCUUUCUUUAUAUUAAGUAGGGAGAUUGCUUAAAUACUUAACUAAGCGUUUUCUAUUAUUUUACUGGUGCUUGUCUGAAAUAAACUUAUUUUUGUUAAAA